Sphenostylis stenocarpa is the source of this 642-nucleotide messenger RNA. The record is from the annotation of a GenBank genome assembly. Lineage: Eukaryota; Viridiplantae; Streptophyta; Magnoliopsida; Fabales; Fabaceae.
AUGGCUUCUGCAACAACUGCAAAUGACGCUGCGUCUGGUUCUUCCUUUGGAUCCCCCUGCGGUGCAUGCAAGUUCCUGCGAAGAAAAUGUGCUGCAGACUGCAUCUUUGCACCGUACUUCUGCUCCGAACAAGGAGCUGCUAGAUUCGCCGCCAUUCAUAAGGUUUUCGGGGCUAGCAACGUUUCCAAGUUGCUCUUGCGUAUACCAGAUAGCGAUCGUUUUGAGGCAAUGGUCACAAUUGCUUAUGAAGCCCAAGCUCGAAUCUCAGACCCUGUUUACGGUUGUGUCGCCCAUAUUUUCGCCUUGCAACAACAGGUAGCAAGCUUGCAGGCACAGCUAGUGCAAAUGAAGGCACAGCUGGAUCAGAACCAGAUGGUACCCACAAACUUGGAGAAUCAUUGGUCAGAGAAUGUUGGACAUCCAUUCAAUCCAUUUUGUCCCACUUCCAUGAAUAACCCUAUAUCUCCUCAGAGCUCACUUGAUUCAAUUGAUUAUAGCAGCAAUAUCAAUGAUGGAAUGUGCAUGCAAGAUGUACAAAGCGGAGAUUUCUCGUUCCAAGCUUGUUCUAUGAAAAGAUCAUAUAACAAUGACUUGGGUGAGCUGCAAGAAUUGGCACUCAGGAUGAUGAGGAACUCUGACUAG